Molecule: messenger RNA, 626 nt
Organism: Odocoileus virginianus texanus
Lineage: Eukaryota; Metazoa; Chordata; Mammalia; Artiodactyla; Cervidae
Source: RefSeq, a predicted model, not a curated record
CUUAACAUAAUAAAAAAAACAAUGAAAGAACUACAGUUAAAACUUGAAAGGAUGAAAAAAGAAAAUGGAAAGCCAAAAGAGGUUGAGAAAGCAUCCUCUCAGGAAGUAGUUGCUGCACCUGAAUUACAUUAUCUAAGAAAGCAAGCUCAAGAACUGGUGGAUGAAAAUGAUGGAUUGAAAAUGACUGUUCAUCAUUUGAAUGUAGAACUGAGUAGAUAUCAAACAAAAUUCAGGCAUUUAUCCAAGAAAGAGAGUUUAAAUAUUGAAGGCCUCCCAUCAAAGGGCCCUACACCACCCUGGUUGGUGGAUAUGAAAUACCUGUCCCCCUUGUUGCUCGCCUACGAAGACAGGAUGAAAGAGAAGGACGAGCUCGUUGCCAGCCUUCAGGAGGAAAUGAGAAUGUUUAGAAUUCGAGUCCAAGAAGUGGUAAAAGAAAACGAGAAACUGCAUCAAGAGCUGAAUAAGAGUAGUCCUGUCACCAGUGAAGAAUGGCACGUGGUGGUGUUUCUGGCGGCAGCUUCAGACUCAAGCCGAACUGGUUUUAGAAGAAAACAAGUUGUUGAUCGAGCAGUUGGAGAUUCAGCAAAGAAAAGCCAAGGACACCCACCAGGAGCGUCUCCAGGAAG